AGCUCCUGCCGAACUCGUUUGGCCCGAGUGAUUUCACUCAUUGAGCAUUGCAUCAUGUCACUAUGUUUGAUUUGCUUAAUUACCCAUUGGUUGCUAUUGUGGAGUAAAGCAGGGUGACUGGCAUGUGUAAGCGGGUGGGUGAUUCAUUCUUUCUUUCCAAGUCCUGUUUGUUGUUGUUGCUGUUGCCUGUCGGCGCUACUGUGCUCGGUGCAUUCGUUGGAAGUCACCGCGGGAAAGGGUGUUUGUGGUUGGUGGUUGAACUACCCAGGGUAGUUGGUCCCUGGGAGAGACAGAUGAUGAUUAUGAUGCUGAGCUACGCUCUCCUUAUGUUAUGAUUGAGCAUCCAAAAUGUACGGUGCUGCUCUUUUGACGCAAACGUACGCGCAGGACAAGGUAAAAUAAUAUGCUCAUAUGAAUCGAAGGGGCUAUUCAGGCUUCCAUCAUAUACAAUCGCCUUCUAAUUAGAGAGUCGUCGUAAUCAGCACCUCUCAUAUGAGGGCAAGCAAGAAUAUCCAGGUUAAACUCUUACUUCUUUGAGGGGUCGAUGUCUCAGUUUGUACCAUGACAUGCAAGCUAAACGAAGUCCCUGCACGGCUUAUGGGAUAAAGCUGUCUCCGUAGAUUAUCAUGUCAUGCUACGUCUAAAAUGUUAUGGCUCGAGUUGUUUGGGCAGUUCCCGAAUUGGUAUGACUUCGUAAACUCCAG
Aspergillus piperis CBS 112811 is the source of this 704-nucleotide messenger RNA. RefSeq lists its product as uncharacterized. Bases 123 to 335 code for a protein of 70 amino acids. The record is from RefSeq and is a predicted model, not a curated record. The transcript has a single exon. Lineage: Eukaryota; Fungi; Ascomycota; Eurotiomycetes; Eurotiales; Aspergillaceae.